UCAGAGGCUGGACGUUAGUGGAAACUUGGAGGUGCCAAAAGAGAAGACAAAAUGGGGGAAGUGCAGUAUUUUAUAUGCAUCUUCUUGGCUCUCUUUGUGCAUCCGUCUAAAGCUCUAGAAUUUACCUACAGCAAACAGACGGCAACAGAUAAAAAUAGCAACGUCUGCGGCCAUAUCCGCUGUGUCCAGACCGUCAAUGACGACAUUAUGUCCAUAUGGAAGCUCCAGAUCUUCGACAUCGCUUUGAACGGGUCGGUGCUGGCUACGGUGACAGCAAUAAGGAAAGCUGUCCAAACGUCAGGCGAGUUUGUCCUGGUGUCUCGUACAUUCAACAAGCAGCAGGCAGCGCUGACCCUUGGGCUGACCAGGGACGCCGACUGCAUACGAGGGUCGUUCAUGUGUGAGGUGGGGUACAUCGAUCACGUGGGCAACAGGCAGACAGAUGUCGCAAUCGUUAGAGCCAGUUCUGCAGCGUCCUCUGGUGGCGGCUGUGGGCAUGAGGUGUCCUCGGGUGUUGAGGUGUUACAGAGAAGUCUCUCGAGGAUGUUGACAACAAAGCUGGAAGAAAUCAACAACACAAUGGGGCAAUAUGUCAAGUCCGUACAGAAUGAAUGUUUAAAUCCCGACAAAAACAUGAAGAGAGAGUGGAGGCUGGCGUUCCGUGGGACAGCUGGGGUAGGCAAGUCUGUGUACCUGGCCUACAAGGACGGUGUGGGGAUACCCGCGGAGGUGGAGGAGGGAUGUAAGCAGGUAGCAGCACCAUUGCCUUGCACAAACCACUACAGAAACAACGCCGUCAUGGACAACUGGUCCGGGAUUUCCGAGGUCGCUUUCGCAGUUUAUAAAAACAAUGUCAAGGUCAAGCAAGUUAUCUUUGAUGGCAGAGCGACUAACUACAUGAGCUGGUUUGAUAGAGCAAGAAUACAAGACUCUUCCUGGAUAGAUUUGAGGACCACUGGCGCCAAUGUGUUCAGUAUUGUUGGUAUUGAAAACGGUUCCCAUAGGAGGAGAAUGUACAUGAAUCACGUACACAAUGCAUGUCAUGGUGAUUAUGGCUGGUUCGCUGCCAUCGACAACACACAUGGCGGCUGUCCAUGGGAAAAUAAUCUUGCGUUUCCGGUGUUUAAGUAUUCGACCUUGGACCGUGUGACCAACUGGAUCAGCAAUGUCGACACGGCUGACUUCAUCGCCAUCUUUGUCCGUUACUUCAGCGUACCCUGAUCAAGUUCAUCGUCUAAAAUAUUAAAAAUUAAAUAACAAAAGUUCUUUUUGUAAAAACUCAUCAAAGGUUUAGUAAAUAAAUAUGGGACUGAAAUUUUUAUUUUCAUUUGCGCUUUUGAUCCAAAAAUGUAUUUUUAUUAAAAAAUCAGUAGAGAACGUAAAUAAAAACUUAUAGUAAUUCA
This is a messenger RNA of Physella acuta, 1403 nucleotides long. RefSeq lists its product as uncharacterized. The record is from RefSeq and is a predicted model, not a curated record. Lineage: Eukaryota; Metazoa; Mollusca; Gastropoda; Physidae.